AAACAGUGCUGCCAACAUUUCGAAAAAAAUCCGCUUUCUUUCCGUCAAAAACUGCAGCCAUGAAAGCGAAGGGAGAGUUGAACGAAUAUGAGGUCAUCGGGCGCAAAUUGCCCACCGAAAAGGAGACCACCACUCCUCUGUACAAAAUGAGGAUCUUCGCCCCCGAUCCGAUUGUGGCAAAAUCCCGUUUCUGGUACUUCUUGAGACAAUUGAAAAAGUUCAAGAAAUCCACUGGAGAAAUCGUCUCCGUUAAGCCUAUUCCAGAAAGGACUCCAACCAAAAUCAAGAACUUCGGUAUUUGGCUCAGGUAUGACUCCCGUUCUGGAACCCACAACAUGUACAGGGAAUACAGAGACCUCAGCGUUUCUGGAGCUGUAACACAAUGUUACAGAGAUAUGGGUGCUCGUCACCGUGCUAGAGCUCACGCUAUUCAAAUCAUCAAAGUAGAACAAGUGAAGGCUGGCGAUACUAGAAGGCCACAAGUGAAACAAUUCCACGAUUCCAAGAUUCGUUUCCCUCUGCCCAAGCGAAUCCAACACAAUUCUAUGAACUUGUUCUCUGUCCGCAAACCAAGAACUUACUUCUUGUAAGAUGUUCUAGGUUAGGCGGGUUGCGUAUUUUUAAAUAAAUUGACCCUUUUAUUUAGGAAUUAUGUUUGUUUUAUUUCCUAAAAAUUUGCCAUACUGUUCUGAUAAUUUAAGUUUAUCAUUACAAUUUUUAAUAGUGAGUGGGUCAAAAUCUAGGGGUCAACCCAAUGAUACUAUUGAGCUGAUGUCUAAUAGAUUAAAAUUUAUAGUUUAUUUAUUUAUUUACUCAAUCAGUACACUACAGGUUAAUAAUAAGUUUUCUAAAUGGUACAUACAUGAAAAUAUGGUUUAAAAAAAUAAGAUAUAGAACAAAAUCACAGUGAACAAUAGUUCGACUAGUAGUACAUAUAACAAAUAUAAAUUAAAAUCCAAAGCUUAGACACAACGUGUAACCGACAAUAAGGAACAAUUUAAAAGAUCACACUCCCUAUAUUUUCUGUUGUAAUUUCAAAUCGUUGUGUCCACAAAAGCUGUGAAUCCAUAAUUUGUUCUGUGCGGGUGCUCAUAAAAAAGUUGAUGUAGCCGGUUCGUCUAAUGGGGACCAAAAAUAAUAUUGAUUCCAAUAAUGUGCUGCAAUCUAUCCAAUUAUUCAGGAUUUUGUAAAGAAUUAUGAGUAGGGCGUGUUUCCGUCCCUGCUCAAGAAGACUCAUCAUCCCACACAGCAACAGUCUGGUUUCAUAAGGUAUUCCAGAUGAAGGAGGCGUUGUAAAGACAUGUAAGUGCCUCUGUGUCGUUGAUGUGUUUGGUAUUUCGCUUAAUGAAGCCAAGCAAUCUGCAGCUUUUGACAACAAUAUUAUCGAUGUGAAUUUUGAAUAUCAGUUUUUGAUCGAACGUUACUCCAAGAUGGUUGAUGAAUUCCACAUUAUCAAUUUGUUGACCACCAAUCUUAUAUGUUGACAUGUGAGGAGAUGUACUCUUGUGGAAUGUUAUUGAUUUGCAUUUAGAUAUGUUGAUUUUCAGUAGGUUCGUAGAACACCAAGAAGCAAAUCUGUCGAACAAACUACACAUCUUUAUUAGAAGUGGAAAUUGUGAAUUACUAGGCGAAAUUAUAUGCCUACUUGAGAAGAUAUUUUUUAAACUCUUUCGCCCUUGAGCAGAUAUAAAUUAUAAAUGAUAUUCCUAUUUUCAAUUUUCAUAACAAAUGUUCCAGAGUUGCUAAAUGAAAUGCCUCAAGGAAUACUUUCUUUGAUGAUUUUGCCCCAAUAAACUUCAGGUGUUUUUCUCAAAGCUAUAAUCAGCAACUUUGACUAUGAAGAUUUAUUAUUAAACUGUCUUCCCUGGUAUGCUGUUUCUUAAUAUAAUAAUGUUCUUUGUUGCUGAAUUUGUAAAUUUCAGACAUUUUCCAAAUAUUCUAAAACGACUUGUCACUAGUCCAUGAAGGUUGUGGUCCUUUAACUUUUGGCCUAAAUUUCACAGUUCCGAUUGAUGGACUGCAGGUGGGGUGUCAGAAUAUGACCCUAGCUAACAAUUUCAUGUUCUAUAAAAAUCCUAAGAACGUUCCCAGAGCAAAUUUUAUAGAGCAAUGUUUGGUUUAUAACUAUUGAGAUGUUGUACCUACUGUAUAAAACAAUAUGUUCUAUAAUAUGGAGCCCGUGUUAUGAGAAUCAUAAAUAUAGUAUUGAAAAAAUUCAAAAUAAAUUUUUGAGAUAUUUACACUACAAGGAAACAGGGCGAUACGAAAUGCAUAUACCAAAAUUAGAAAUCAUGAAAGCUCAUAAUAUACAAACGCUUGAAGGCAGGAGGAAAUUUUCUACAAUUAUAUUUCUUUAUAAAAUAUUAAAUAACAUGAUAAAUGCUCCUUAUUUGUUGAACCAAAUUAAAUUUUAUGCUCCGACAUAUAGAACACGAAAUCCUUUGAGCUUAUAUACUGAUAAUACUCGAACUAAUUACUACAACAACUCGCCUGUUAUUGUAAUGUGUAAAUUAUACAACCAAAUGCGCCUACAAUUUGAUAUGUGGAAUUUAAGUUCUGUAAGUAGGCUGAAAUUAAUACUUAAUGAUAUAUUUGUACAAAUGUAGCUUUUAAUGUUAAGUUACUCUCUCGAUGACUCUUUACUUUACUUUAUAUUUUUGCUUCCACUUAGGUUAGUCUUCUACCCUACUCUGUAACUGGAUGUAAAUCUGUAGAGUUUGUAAUGAAU
Molecule: messenger RNA, 2728 nt
Organism: Ceutorhynchus assimilis (cabbage seed weevil)
Lineage: Eukaryota; Metazoa; Arthropoda; Insecta; Coleoptera; Curculionidae
Source: the annotation of a GenBank genome assembly